This is a messenger RNA of Anopheles bellator, 2829 nucleotides long. RefSeq lists its product as uncharacterized. Lineage: Eukaryota; Metazoa; Arthropoda; Insecta; Diptera; Culicidae. The record is from RefSeq and is a predicted model, not a curated record. Gene Ontology annotation, cellular component: extracellular matrix. The coding region runs from base 1 to 2829 and encodes 942 amino acids. The transcript is spliced from 5 exons.
AUGAGGAAGCCCUGCCUUCUGGUGGCGGUGCUACUACCCCUGGUCGCUGCCGGUGCUCGACCACCGGCUGCCGUGUUCGAGGAUGUGUUCGAGCUGGGGCGUCCCAAUGCAGCUUUCCUGGCCACGACCGAUAGCCACAGUGGCAUGAAGGCGUACCUGCGCAAGAAGAAGUACCGCCAGCUGCGGGAUCCGGUCCCGCAGGCGUCGACGAUGGCCGCGUACACGGCCGCCCACGAGCGCUACCAGAGCCUGGAGGAGAAGCGCAACGAUCGCAUCCGGAUGGAGAACCUCCGGCAGCUCGCUUCGGUAUCGUCGGUGCGGACCAAGCGCCUGGAACCGCAGCCCACAGCUCGGCCUCAGCAGCGGUCGAAGCAACCGAAGCGCAUCGACAUCGUGCCACGCGAGGUGUUCAAGUUCGAGCUGGCCGACGCAAUGAUCACACCGCUCGAACUCCCGGACCAACCGACGGGCGAUGCGUCCAAAGCCCGCACGAAGCGAAACGAUCCCGGAAGCGAGCGGGUGGAACCGGUUCCGCGGGAAAUCUUCCGGUUCGAGCUGGGUGAUGCGAUGGUCUCACGGCGACACGCGGCAAAGUCGCUGAACACUAGUGGCCCCGCUGCCGUCCCUCCAUUCCACAGUCGUCAUCGUCGGUCGGCAAACGCCGAUCCGCGGGAUUACGUCAAGUUCGAGCUGGAAGAUGGCCGAACGGCUGAGGGUUAUCGAGGUGCCCGAGCCCGGACACCGGAAAACCUACGCCACCCGUUCACGUCAUCCGACAGCUACCGGCGCGGCAAGGUGUUCGACGAGAUCGUCGAACGUCCCGGCCGGCGAAGGGCAGUUCCGCGGAAGGAGAAACGGGACAGUGGCACUCAGGAAGCUCAGAUCCAGGAGGCGGAGCAGGGGGAGCAAGGGGAGGAGCCGGUGGCGGACAUGAGUCCGGAGGAGUCGCGGCGCGUCCGGGUGCGAGGCCGGAAACCGAAGCAGAUCGCCAACUACGAGGAUCUGCCACCCGGCGUCCAGAAGGCGAUCGACAUCGCGAUCAAGGAGAACGAGCGCAUGAACGGCGCGGUGAUGACGGUGGUGGCGGCGGGGGAAACGGGGACACUCGCGGUCACGUCAUCCACCCCGUCGAGCUACCAGUUCGGGGACAAGAAGCCGAAAACGAAGAAACCGUACAGUGCCGCCGUCACGACCAAGAUCACGGAGCCGAAGUUUGUGCCGAGCGCGAAGCUGUCCGAAACGAGGCUGCCGGCGGUCGAGGAGGAGUCCAACGGUCUGACCGGGUUCCUGCCGAGCCAGGGAGCACCCGUCACUGGAGCGCCGGAGUCAGCGACCAGCAAGCAGCCGCAAGGACCGAACACGUUGCCGGGCAUCCCGAAGGCGUGGUGGUCAUACUCGGACCUGAGGCGCCCCAAGCGCCUCUACCACAAGGCCGCGUACCAACCGCAUCACCACCAGGCCCCGCUGGUCGUAAGCCCGCAGUACGUGAACACCUUCAAGCCGCAGCAAGGACCAGAACCGAGCGGGAGCGGGAAUGAACUGUCGGCUGGGUACCAUCGGAGGCCCGCUCUGUUUACGCCAACUUCACCGCCCGGAGGUCGUACCGCGUCGUCCGAAGUGGCCGGGACCGGGUUCGGUCCUUCGGACGAGGUCUACAUCAAGGAGCGACCCAAGAUUCAGUACGUCAUCAAGGAGAUUCCGGUGCAGGUGAAGCAACCGCGCACGAAGAUCACCGUCCAGCCGAGCAUCUCGAUCUCGUACGACAAGGACGUGACGGGUCCGGGGACAGGGCCCGCCGACCGGGGAUACGACAACCCGUACGGGCCGAUCGAGCUCCAGUACGAGCAGCCGGCGGUCACCAAAGAGCCGCCCAAGUCGUUCCAGAACAUGAAGAUUGUGGUGCCCGAUCCGCACGACGAUUCCCGGGAGCACCAGGAGCGGGAGUACCAGUACGAGAGCUACAAGACCUCGAACGAGAUCGACACGACGGGGAGCAGCAUCGCGGCCCUGUCGGCCCUGAUCGGACAGCGGCCCAGCGUGCAGCUGCAGGGUCUCAGCGAACUCCUCCACAUGCCGGUCGCGAUGGGUGGCCACGCCUCGCAGCGACGCCCCCAGGAUAGUACGGCCCCGAUCACGUUCCCCGAGUCAUCGACGCCGGCCGCACCGACACCGAAGCCAUCGCGUCCCGGCUACCGCUCGGUCCAGAUCGACCACGGGCCGAAGAUCCUGUACGAAGACGACAGUCUGUACCGCACGGUGCAGAUGAACCCGCAGCUCCAGGUACCGACGGGCAAGGAGUACACCCCGAUCAAGGAGCUGGUGGCGGAUGUGGCCGAUGCGGACCUGAUCGGUCCAACGAUCGCUCCACCGACCCACGCUACCUACGUCAUCGGGACGGGCCGGCAACCGUCGACGCCGGCCCCGAUCGUCGAGCACCACGCCGAGUUCGACGAGGAAGAGGCGGGCCACGAGUCCAACGCGUACCGGCACGUGAACGUACACAGCACUCCGUCCCCGCUCGUCCUGGGCGAUGGCCUUGCCGCCGCUCGCUAUCAGGAGCAACACCAUCACCACCAUCACCAUCAUCACCACGACGGCAGCAGUGACGAGCACUACGAUGACUCCGAAGGAUACGCGUUCGGGUAUCGGGUGCGCGAUUUCCACACCGGCAACGAUUUCGGCCACGUGCAGAACCACGACAACGGUGUGACGCGCGGCGAGUACCAUAUCCUGCUGCCGGAUGGACGGGUCCAGAACGUGCGGUACACGGCCGAUGAGCAGGGUUUCCACGCUGACGUCACCUACGAGAGCGUUCACCAGCCGCAGUGA